AUGGCGGACCUGAUCAACGUUCCCUCUCGUCGUUACAAGAUCUUCGACAGCAAGAAAGAGGCGAUCGAAAUACCCGCUCCACAUGUCCUGAAGCACCAAACCUUUGCGGAGCACUUCACCAGAACCAGUCGUUCCAGGACCCGACGUCUUGAAACCGGUCGUUGCUCAUGCAUCAUCGACAUCGUCACCGUAUUCCUGCGUGAUGGCAAGUUCUACAACCUGCACACCGGCCAGUGUCGUUGCAUUUGUAAGUCAACCAACUUCUUGACCCGCGCUGUCGCUAUUUACGACUUUGCGAUCGAGUUCGAACUUCAUGCGCUCGCGGAACUGGUCGCAGGCGAAAUUCCCAAUUUUGCCGAGCGCAUGCAACCUACAGACGUCCUCUGCCUCAAGCUUAUGUAUGGUACGCCCGUGACACAAGAGGCCGCUGAGGCUUCUAGCGACUCUCAGCUCUCGAAUCACGAGAGUCUCCGUCAGGAUUUGGCUCGAUUGGUGAUGUGUGGCUGA
Molecule: messenger RNA, 507 nt
Organism: Fusarium musae
Lineage: Eukaryota; Fungi; Ascomycota; Sordariomycetes; Hypocreales; Nectriaceae
Exons: 2
Coding region: 1-507 (168 amino acids)
Source: RefSeq, a predicted model, not a curated record